Canis lupus familiaris (dog) is the source of this 3052-nucleotide messenger RNA. Its product is annotated as U1 small nuclear ribonucleoprotein C-like. The transcript has a single exon. Gene Ontology annotation, molecular function: pre-mRNA 5'-splice site binding; zinc ion binding. Bases 2252 to 2731 code for a protein of 159 amino acids. Gene Ontology annotation, cellular component: U1 snRNP; nucleus. Gene Ontology annotation, biological process: mRNA 5'-splice site recognition; spliceosomal snRNP assembly; mRNA splicing, via spliceosome. NCBI's taxonomy places the organism in Eukaryota, Metazoa, Chordata, Mammalia, Carnivora, Canidae. The record is from RefSeq and is a predicted model, not a curated record.
CUCUCUCUCUCUCUUUCUCUCUAUGAGUCUCUCAUGAAUAAAUAAAUAAAAUCUUUAAAAAAAGUCCUUAUCCUUUUGAAGUAAGUACUAAAAUAUUUAUAAGUGAAAUAAAUCUGAGCUAGGAUUGAAAAUGGUUUAAAUAGUGUUUUUUUUAAGAUUUUAUUUAUUUGAGAGAGAGAGAUAGUGGGAACAGAAUAGGAUGGAGAGACAGAGAUAGAAGCAGGCUCCCCACUGAGCAGGGAACACAACUUGGGGCUUGAUCCUGUGACCCUGGGAUCAUGACAUGAGCCAAAGACAGAUGCUUAACCUACUGAGUUAUCCAGGAGCCCCUAAAUGUUUUUUUUUGUGUGUGUGUGUGUUUUUUUAAGUGACAAAUGUUAAGAAUAGCCUGAAAUUUGGGAACCUUUAAAUAUACACAUUAAUUCAUUCAACAAACAUCCUUUGAACAGCUACUUUAUCUCAGGCAUGUGAUUCAGCUGUGGAACAUUUUCAGAGCAGUGAAUUUAAAAAGGAGGUGAUAUAAAUGACUGCCCUCACUGAUAAUGGGAGCAGCAGUGAAAGAGUGAUGAGAGUGAAUUAUGGGUAAUGACUGCCCUCACUGAUAAGGGGAACAGCAGUGAAAGAGUGAUGAGAGUGAAUUAUGUGUACUUAUAAGAUUUGAGGUUUUUUGUUUGUUUAAAGAUUUAAUUUAUUCAUGAGAGAGAGAGAAGGAGAGGCAGAGACAUAGGCAGAGGGAGAAGCAGGCUCCAUCAUGUAGGAAGCCCGAUAUGGGACCUGAUCCAGGGACUCCAGGAUCAUGCCUUGAGCUAAAGGCAGACGCUCAACCACUGAGCUAGGAGUCCUGUCCUGAGUUCUUUUAAGUAAACCUUCUAAUAGCACAACCAUAAAGAACAGUGUACAAGUAAUAAUUAUAUAGAAUAAAGAUUUUUUACAAAGUGAAUACCCUAUGUGGCCAGCACUCAGGAAGAGUUGAAUUUUAAACAAAAUGUUGCUUAAAGUAAUGGAUAUGGACUAGAGUAGAAAUGGGGAUCUUAAGCAAAGAAAGAAUUACAAAUGCAAGAGCAACAUACCUCUUAAAGUUCUGGGCUAAACGUUACCUGGGAGAUAUGAGACUUGAAAAAGUAUCUGUGGAUCUGUAGGAGUCUCAGGGCAACUUAAUGAGCAGAAUAUAGAAUAUAUUAUGUGUAUAUGUAUUUUACACUAAAGGUCAAAACUUGUGCUCUUUAUAACUGAGGAACACAUUUUUUAAAAAGAGAUUUUAUUUAUUCAUUCAUGAGAGAGAGGUUAGAGACAUAGGCAGAGGAGGGACUUGGAUGCGGAACUCGAUCCCCAGAACCCUGAGAUCGUCCCUGAGCCGAAGGUAGACGCUAAACCACAGAGAGCCACCCGGGCAUCCCGAGGAACAAGUAUUUAUUAAAUUCAUUAAGUCAACUCUUAUUUAACAGUGUUUUUGUUAUUUUUUUGCAGCUGUUAUCAACUUUUUGGGUUUAUACACUUGGUUUAUAACUUAGGGUUAUAACUUUUCACACGGUCAUAUCCAAAGCUGGAGCUGUAUUCAUAAGAGGCCUAGGCUCAUUUGAUAUUUAAAAAGCAUCUCUUUGGAGGAGUUUCUUCUCCCUUCUUUUUUUUAAGUUUUAUUUAUCUUUUUAGUAAUCUCUAUAUAGGACUCGAGCUCACAACACUGAGGUCAAGAGUUACAUGCUCUUUUGACUGAGCCAGCCUGGUGCCCUUGGAAGAGUUUCUUAACAAUUGAUUAUCUCUAACAGUAAGGCUAUAUCCCAUUUUACUGAUAAGGAAACAGGCACAAAUAGGCUAAGUAACUUGUCCAUGGUCAUACCACACAGUCAUUUGGUGGCAAAGCUGCUAUUCAGAUUAGACCAAAGCUGGCUGGCUUGAGAGUAAUUAAAAAAGGGUCAUUGUGAAGAUUCUCUGUUAAUAAAUAUAAGUUACUUAAAGCAAUGCCUGACUCCAAGUAUAUAAUAAUUGUUAGAUAUCAUUAAUAUUAUUAUUGUCAUUAUCAUUACUUUAGAGAGAAAUUCUGGUAGCACACAGAAAUCUCCUUCCCCACAGGGGAAGAAAUUUCACUUGUGUUUAGGUGGAUGAGUUGCUUUGAGGUUGCCAUACUUAAACAGUAUAGAUGAAACCUACAUUUAAAAACAUCAAUUUUGGGGGCUUUUUGAAAUUAUAAAUUUUUAAAUCCCCAUGAAAGUAAUUUCACGGGGACAGAGUGGCCAAUGGCCUGCAGAGCAACAUGCCUAAGUUUUAUUGUGACUACUAUGACACAUACCUCACCCAUGAAUCUCCAUCUGUGAGAAAGACACACUGCAGUGGUAGGAAACACAAAGAGAAUGUGAAAGACUACUAUCAGAAAUGGAUGGAAGAACAGACUCAGAGCCUGAUCAACAAAACAACUACUGCAUUUCAACAAGGAAAGAUGCCUCCUACUCCAUUUUCUGCUCCUCCUCCUGCAGGGGCAAUGAUCCCACCUCCCCCCAGUCUCCCGGGUCCUCCUUGCCCUGGUAUGAUGCAGGCCCGCCAUAUUGGGGGCCCUCCCAUGAUGCCAAUGAUGGGCCCUCCUCCUCCUGGGAUGAUGCCAAUGGGACCUGUUCCUGGAAUGAGGCCACCUAUGGGAGGCCACAUGCCAAUGAUGCCUGGGCCCCCAAUGAUGAGACCUCCUGCCCAUCCCAAGAUGGUGCCCACUUGGCCAGGAAUGACUCGACCAGACAGAUAAGGAGAGAUAGGAACCUCUUUAUAUUCAUUUUAUAUUACUUGUUCUACUUCAUCAGGAGAUCAUGGUGCUGUGACUCUGGGUGUUUUCUAACAGCAUGACAAGGAAGACUUGCUUCCCCUUCCUAUCAGAGAACAGUUUUUGCAGGGGAGUAGUGGGACCAAAAAAAAGGCACAAAUUUUCAUUUGUAUUGUGAAAUGUGAAAAUAAAAUUGCCAACUGUUUUAGUUAAAAAAAAAAAAAGUAGUUUCAUAUGUGUUUGAGUAAAGUUUGUUUUCUAUUGAGAACGUAAGAUAAAUGAAUUUUAACUCUUCCAAUUCCUGUU